Juglans regia (Persian walnut) is the source of this 1812-nucleotide messenger RNA. RefSeq lists its product as uncharacterized. Gene Ontology annotation, cellular component: nucleus. Gene Ontology annotation, biological process: regulation of DNA-templated transcription. Bases 161 to 808 code for a protein of 215 amino acids. Gene Ontology annotation, molecular function: transcription coregulator activity. Lineage: Eukaryota; Viridiplantae; Streptophyta; Magnoliopsida; Fagales; Juglandaceae. The transcript is spliced from 7 exons. The record is from RefSeq and is a predicted model, not a curated record.
AGAAAUAGACUGUUUCAUUCAACUCAUUCACAGUUAACUGGCACACAGGUUCAGAGUCUCCAAUCGCCCAAUUCCUUUAAGCCACCAUUCUGCUGCUGUUCAGGACUAUCGACGGCGUCAGGUGAAAUCUGGUAGUGAAGCUCCCAUUGUAAGAGAACCAAUGUUUACCCUUUCUUGUUUCCCAUCAUAUCCUAAAGCUAAUUGUGAAGUUUUAAGGGGGCCUGUUGUCUCAGCUGUUAAAACGGUGCCGUCUUCACCCAACCCAGUGCCACCUAAAAAAACACUGGCUGCUGCACUUGUUGAAAGUACCAAGAGGCAAUCAGUUGCUUCAGUUCCAAAGGAAAUUGCAAAGUUAGCUCAAAGAUUUUUCCCUUUCUUCAAUCCUUCAUUAUUUUCACAUAAGCCACCCCCUGCAGCAGUCGUAAAUGGGGUGCUUUUCACUGAUGCAGAGGAUGGGCUGUCGGCACUGGGGUUGAUGGAAUAUAACACGGAUUGGAAGGCGAUUCAACAACGUUUUCUUCCAUGCAAAUUGAAGCGUCAGAUUUUCGUUAGGCAAAAAAAUCGCUGCUCAUCUAAAGCACCAGAAAAUCCCAUAAAGGCAGUUCGGAGAAUGAAAACCUCUCCAUUGACUGUGGAAGAGAUAGCAUCUAUUCAGGAGGGACUUAAGCUUUAUAAAAUGGACUGGAUGUCUGUGUGGAAGUUUGUUGUCCCACAUAGAGAUCCAUCCUUAUUACCUCGGCAGUGGCGCAUUGCCCUUGGAACUCAGAGGUCAUAUAAGCAGGAUGCAGCAAAAAAGGAGAAGCGAUGAUUAUAUGAAUCAAGAAGAAGAAAAUGCAAAACUGCAGAUCUGCCAAGUUGGCAAACCACAUCUGAAAAGGAGGACAAUCAAGCUGAAAAAGCUUGUCGGGAGAAUAACAGCAGAGAUGAUAGCAUAGAUAAAGCUAGUGAAGCUCAUGUGCACCAGGCGUUUUCAGCAGAUUGGAGGCCCAGUACCUUCAGUCCCAUGAAUUCUGCUCAUCCUUGCUCAAAUAUAAAAGAAAAAAACCUGCCUAUGGAUACUCUGGCUCAAGGAAGUACUCCGAUCAGGAAACAAUCAACUUAUAAUGGAUCUAGAGAAGCACAAUCCCAGACUGCUAUCAUGCAUAAGCUUCCACAAUUGUCACAGUAUACUCAGCAUCCCUUUAGUUCAUCUCAUGCUACAAAUUGUGCAUCUAAUACCAUGAAACAAAAUCAUCCAGCUUUUGGUAUGACAUCAAAUAUUAGUAAAUCCCCAUUCUGUUUUCGGCCUUAUCAGGCUCGUAAAAAUAGUAGUGCUACUAAUUUCCACCUAGUGAAAUUAGCACCAGACUUGCCACCUGUGAAUCUGAUAGGGACCUCGGUCACGACCCUAGACGCUAAGCUGCUGCGCCCCUCCUUGUGCCAUGAUGACCGACAUGAUCUGCCACUUGCUUGACAGUGAUGGCUAUGUAUGGUGUUGGAUUAACUUGGAUGAGUGUUCAAAGGAUGUUUCUGGGCGAAAUGUUGGUGGGCGUGCAUGCAUGCAUGUGUAGAGCAGUUGGGCGGUUUUAAGCGGUUAAGUAGGUGGUUGGCUGUGGGUUGGCUAAAUGGGUGGUUGGCUAAGGCAGCUUCUGAUGUUUGUGGUUACUUCCUGCAAAGUAGGGAGGUGGUUAUGGCUGGACAAGUGUCUAAGUUUGGGCGUGUGGCUUGGACAGUUACCACUAACUACUGUGCUUGUCCCUGUCCUUGCUCCAACUCAACUAUGGUGGCCUGGUGCAGGCUAAGCCCCCUUUAAUGGCUACUUGUGGCUGCCUU